This is a messenger RNA of Neltuma alba, 2852 nucleotides long. RefSeq lists its product as uncharacterized. Lineage: Eukaryota; Viridiplantae; Streptophyta; Magnoliopsida; Fabales; Fabaceae. The transcript is spliced from 14 exons. Bases 312 to 2582 code for a protein of 756 amino acids. The record is from RefSeq and is a predicted model, not a curated record.
UUCGUCCAGGGCGGUUCGUGCCCAUCAAUGUUGCCAAGUGCCUCCUAAACUCGGGACGUGUCAGUUUGAUGAGCGCUCAAGUUACAGCUUCGCAAGCAACUACCUCUCUCUCGCCCUUCCUUCAAGGCGCACAGAGGCAUAGCGCUGUUCGCGCCAUAUCAAUGUCAGGCCGCCCGGGCUUCCUAUUUGUGUUGGCUUACUGGUUUGUGCUGCGCAUUGUUUCAAACAGUUUGUGUUCAGAUUUCUUCCAUGCGUCACUUCUGCGAAAUCUGCUCUAACUGAACUUCCGUCGAAGAUUUUCUCAUCGGUCAAUGAGGAAUGCCUUCACCUUUGCGACUAUCUACCGUCGCCGUGGCGCCUUGGUUCUCUCCAGAAAGUUACAGCACAUGAGUGCAACUGAAGUCAUUUUACGCAAAUGCAUGCCACUCGGAUGUCUUAAGCACAUUGAGGCUGCGAGGAGAUCAGAUGUUGGCUGGUUGCCAUCUUGCUUGUUGCAUCAAAAUUUGUAUUCCACUGGCUUCACCAGUGUGCAUGGGGACAAGCCAUCUGCUGAGUAUGCAAAGCUUAGGAGAGAAUCAUUAGAAAGUGAAUUUGGGCUUGCUCUUGGAACUUAUGGCUCCAAAACUUUCUCCACUGUCUAUCGUUUUGGCCCAUUUCUGGCUUUGUACAGGGCAGCUAUUAUUUCAUUUCAUGUGUUCAGGCUAGCAUUUUGGCAGCUUUUUGUUCAAGACAUAGAAAAGCGUGCAAUCAAGUUUCGCAAAACUCUAAUACGCUUGGGUCCCUUCUACGUUAAGCUUGGCCAGGCUUUGAGCACGAGGCCUGACAUACUACCAACUAUAUACUGCCAAGAACUUGCUAAGCUACAGGAUCAAAUACCCCCAUUUUCAACUCAUAUUGCCAUUAGAUCUAUAGAAACCCAGCUAGGUGCCCCUGUUUCCGAGAUCUUUAGUGACAUUAGCCCAGAGCCUAUUGCAGCAGCAUCCUUAGGGCAAGUUUAUAAAGCUCACCUGCAUUCUGGAGAGCUAGUGGCUGUAAAAGUACAGAGACCUGGUAUGUCACUUUCAUUAACCCUCGAUGCCUUGUUGUUCCAUAUGAUUGGUGGUCAACUAAAGCGAUUUGCCAAGGCUCGUAGAGAUCUUAUUGUAGCAGUGAAUGAGAUAGUCAGGCACAUGUUUGAUGAAAUCGAUUAUGUCCUAGAAGGAAAAAAUGCUGAGCGUUUUGCUUCUCUUUACAGCCUCCAAGCAAGUGGUAAUGAACAUGGUUACAAAGCUGGAGGAAUAAAUAAAAGUAGGCUUAAAGAAAUGAAACGCAUCAAAGUUCCAAAAAUAUAUUGGGACUAUACACGUACUACUGUGCUGACAAUGGAGUGGAUAGAUGGAAUUAAGCUUACUGAUGAAACACGCCUAAAGAAUGUUUCCUUGAACAAAAGAGAACUCAUUGACCAGGGAUUGUACUGCUCUUUGAUGCAACUGCUUGAGGUUGGAUAUUUCCAUGCUGAUCCACAUCCAGGAAACCUGGUGGCAAUCGAUGAUGGGUCACUGGCAUAUUUUGACUUUGGAAUGAUGGGGGAUAUUCCUAGGCAUUACCGGAUUGGACUUAUUCAAAUGCUUGUGCACUUUGUUAAUCGUGAUUCUCUGGGUUUGGCAAAUGACUUUCUUUCUUUGGGAUUCAUUCCUGAAGCAGUUGAUGUAUACGCAGUUUCUGAUACUUUGAAAGCAUCCUUUGCUGAUCGAACCAGUCAAUCACGAGAUUUCCAGGGAAUUAUGAACCAACUUUAUGAUGUUAUGUAUGAAUUUAACUUCUCCCUCCCACCAGACUAUGCUCUAGUGAUAAGAGCAUUGGGAUCACUUGAGGGCACAGCAAAAGUUCUGGAUCCUGAUUUCAAAGUCAUUGAGAGCGCAUAUCCAUUUGUCAUUGGGAGACUGAUUGCAGACCCAAGUCCUGAUAUGAGAAGAAUUUUGAGGCAACUUCUCAUUUGUAACAAUGGAGCUAUUCGGUGGAAUCGACUAGAGCGCUUGAUAGCAGCAAUAUCUGAGCAGGCUUCUGAGUCAACUGAAGACCCUAGUUCUGAGAAGUCUUCAAGUCCUUUUGGUUGGAAAUACUUUGACAUGCAUUCUGUUGUUGAUGCCACUGAAGAUCUUUUAUUGUUCCUUUUAUCGGACAAGGGUCUGAGAGUGCGUCUUUUCCUUCUUCGAGACAUAAUAGAAGCGGCUGAUUUAUUCCUGCAAGAUGAGAUCAUUGAUCAUUUGUUAAAGGAGACGCCUCAGGGCAAAAGCAGAUUGCUAUUUGAGGAGCGAAUUGUUCUCAAUAGGAUUGGAAAAGGCUUUCAGUACUUUAAUGAGGUGAUUAGGCUGGCGCCAGAUGAGUGGACAGCCAUGCUUCUACGGAUGGCUGUGAAACCUGAUGUCCACAAAUUUACUUUUGACAUUAUUUCAGCUCUAGUUUAUCAUUUAACCACAGACUGCAAGAAGCGUCUUGGCUUUGUUUAUCAAAACUUCUCCACAAAUGGAAAUAGAGGUACAGCUGUUAGCAUGUGGCAGUUAAAAGUGAGCGGACUUGGUCUCAAAAUCUCCUUCUUGUAGCUGCUUUAAAAGCUCAUGAAGGAAAUAAAACUCAAGUUAAUCUUACCAAUUGACCAAAAUGGCUUGUGAAAGGGAGUCAUUCUUUUGUACCUAUUGGAUUCUUUUUCAAAUAUUUUUUUUUUUUCAGUUAUAUGUUUUUUUAAUAUAUUGAUGUAUCGUUAUGUUAAAAUUUAUUGACUAUUGAUAGUUAUUCGGGGAAUAAAUGGAUUGAUAGAGAUGUUGAGUUUAUUAUUUAUAAAUGCAAGGAACGUAUAUGUAGUGCUUACGUUA